Ostreococcus lucimarinus CCE9901 is the source of this 984-nucleotide messenger RNA. RefSeq names its product kin17-like protein (gene Kin17). Gene Ontology annotation, cellular component: nucleus. The transcript is spliced from 7 exons. The record is from RefSeq and is a predicted model, not a curated record. NCBI's taxonomy places the organism in Eukaryota, Viridiplantae, Chlorophyta, Mamiellophyceae, Mamiellales, Bathycoccaceae. Gene Ontology annotation, biological process: DNA replication; DNA damage response. The coding region runs from base 1 to 984 and encodes 327 amino acids. Gene Ontology annotation, molecular function: double-stranded DNA binding.
AUGAGCGCCAAAUCGUUAUCAAACCAACUGAAGUCGAAAGGCCUUCAACGCCUCCGUUGGUAUUGUCAACUGUGUGAGAAACAGUGCCGAGACGAGAACGGUUUUAAGUGCCACUGCUCUUCACCAGCGCACGUUCGCCAGCUCGCCGUUUUUGCUCAGAAUCAAAAAAAGGUUGUCGAUGGCUUUUCUUCGCGCUUCAAGACAGCGUUCAUCUCAGAGCUCUCAUUAAACCACCGCAACUCACGCGUGGCAGCUAACAAGGUUUACAACGAGUUGAUAGCGAACAAGACGCACGUGCAUAUGAAUGCGACACGUUGGACGAGCCUUACUGAAUUUGUCCAUCACCUUGUCGCAGAAGGUGUUUGUGAGAUAGACGAGACCGAUAAGGGGAUUUUCAUAACAUAUUUGCAUGCUGAGAGCAAGAUUUUUCAAGGAGCUGUGGCGCGAAAGCGAACACAUGAGGAUGACGGAUCGGCGCGAAAGCAAGAAAAGCUUAUUGAGAGGCAGGUGAAACGAGGAGCAGUACCGGCAAAACCUGAGCAGCAUGAGCCUACGGGCUUAAAACUUCAGCAGACUGGCUUUAACAUGGAUUUAACUCGCAAAGAGAAACUUUCGCAGAUGGAGCAGAGUCACUUAGUUGGAACUAUCAUGCGUAUUUAUUGCGCGCCGGGAGAGCAAUCAAAACAGAAGUACAUUGUCACAAACGUUUACAAAGGGAUGGCGACGCUAGAGGGAAUCGGUCCUUUCAAUUCAGCCAAAGUAUCGACUGAUCAUCUACGCACAGUAAUUCCUGCCAUUGGCGCUUCUAUAAAAGUUAUACGAGGAGAGAAUGCCGGUUGUAUCGGUUCGGUAAUAAGCGUGGAUGCGUCAGGAGGCUCACUCAGAGUACUCUUAGAAGGCAGCGGCGAUGAAAUGAACACCUUUUCAUUCGAGGACGUAAGCAAAUUAGAUAAAAAAUACAGCUUUAAUCGUGAUAAGAUGUGA